Messenger RNA from Paecilomyces variotii, 1866 nucleotides. RefSeq lists its product as hypothetical. The coding region runs from base 244 to 1476 and encodes 410 amino acids. NCBI's taxonomy places the organism in Eukaryota, Fungi, Ascomycota, Eurotiomycetes, Eurotiales, Thermoascaceae. The record is from RefSeq and is a predicted model, not a curated record. The transcript is spliced from 3 exons.
UCUUGAUCGUUUCCACCUCAUCCUCACUCGCGUACGGAUUUGACAUUCACUCAUAUUCUUGUCUCUCCCAUUCUAUCAUUACCUCGAGCUUGGUAAAAGGUGCCAGAAACAACCCCGUGGUCAAACACCUUCUUAUCGUCUACGCGCUCUAUCUCUGCAGAAGAUAACUCCUCUUUGACUACAGAAAGAGACGUCGAAUCUAUCACUUUCAGCUGACUUCUAUCUUCUAAUUAUCUAUCCACUAUGUCACGGAGACCCUCGAUUCCAGAGAGAUACUCCUCUCUGAUGUCAGAGGACCGCCAAAAGACGCUUCGAAGCAAGCAGCGAGAUUUCAAUUUCAGUCAGACCCCUGCCUUCUCUCGCCUAUCCGCGGCGUCCUCGACAGUGUCUGAAUUCCUGGAGGAUAAGACAGAGUCUUACCAGCUAGAAAUAGACUACUUGCGGGCCUAUAAAGACGGUCUGCAUGAGGUAAGAGCUGCUCACACGAUCGACGACGCUGAUUAUAAAACUGAGCUACAUUCGGUCCUGGACGAUAUGAAGCUAGCCUAUGGGGACCUUCAGUUAAUAAAGCGCCAGAGGAACAUCCUGCAGGACGAUCUCGAGGAUAAGCUCCGGGGGAAACGUCGAAAAGAUGAUGUUGGACCUGACCAGGACUUUCUCGAGAGAGCGUAUGCCAACGCUAUUGUUCCUCGCGUGAUGAGAGCCUUAUCAAAGCAGAAGAAGGCCAAGUUUAAUCGGAGCGAUUUCAGACGGGACGUUCUCGAAUUUUACUCAGCCGUUCAAGUCCAAGACCAUAACGGUAAAAGGGAAGAAUUUGCGGCAUACUGCCAUCUCACCGGCUGGGAAGAUUCAGGAUGCGUAAAGGCUGCAUAUCUUGUACCCAAGUCUUUGGCUGGGGAAGAGAUCGGAUAUCUCUUUGGAACAAAAGAACUGGUCCGAUUUGACCCGCGCAGCGGUAUAUCCCUACAUGGCAGGAUCGAGGCUGGUCUGGAUGAUGGAAGUAUCGCGAUAGUACCUGUGCCAGAAGACAACUCCGGGGAAGGUACGAGAUGGAAGUGUAUUCUGGUGGAUAACUCUCGUAAGAAGCUUGUCUGCCUUGUGAAAGGUGAUACUCUCAUAAGAUGGGAGGAUCUUGAUGGGAAGGAGCUUACAUUCCUUACCUCGAACCGCCCAUCAAGGCGCUUCUUGUGCUUCAGAUUCAUCGUUACAUACCUGCAUGCAAAGAACUCAGGCAACACAUCAUUCAUAGAAAAGGUCGAGGAUAGAGCUCGCUUUUGGGCAAGCCCUGGGCCGUACCUGCGAUAUUCUACUCUCAUCUCUCUCGCCAGGAACAUCUGUGGUUGUUGUGAACUGCCGCCAUCCCUCCUUGAGGACACGACAUUCAAGAGUGCUGACAUGGAAGACGACCACGACGAUGAUAUCAAUAUCAUGCUCUCAGUACAACUGAGAGAGGCUAUAAUGAAGAGCACAUCGUAAAGGGAGGACGAGGAUGUGGAGCUUAUGAGGAAAGCGAUGGAAGCGGUUUCUAGAUCGAGACUCGUACAUGCGCCUACCAUUCAGCCAGGGGUACCAUUGUGGAUUUCGAUGAUGCUAUCUAUCCUUGACAGCAGCACACGCACACGACUUUGCGCAUGUGUUCUCGGGUUGUACUUGCACAUCGUCCUUGGAGUCUGUUAGAGACCCAGGCAGACCAACAAGGAGUUCUCCUUUUUGGUCGACUGGCAGAAAGCCAUCAGAGUCUUACUACGCCUACCAAAUUACUCCUUGGUCGAUAGGAUACUUAGGAUAGGAUAUGCGGGGGUUCCUCGAUUGACUGCUGUACUUAACAGUAUAGAUACCACCAAUAUUCACCAGCAGCUGUAGCUG